Molecule: messenger RNA, 1278 nt
Organism: Orycteropus afer afer
Lineage: Eukaryota; Metazoa; Chordata; Mammalia; Tubulidentata; Orycteropodidae
Gene: VSTM2A
Product: V-set and transmembrane domain containing 2A
Source: RefSeq, a predicted model, not a curated record
AGCCCUGUGAAGUCCAGCCCUCCCCCCUUGCCCACUCCCCACUUCUCAAGCUGGUUUGGUGUUCAGGGAGGGCAGUGAUCACGCAAGCCGGAGCAGCAAACUGACGUUGGACGAGCUAUCAGGUAGCUGAAAGCAGGCAGCGAAGCAGCGGAAACACGUCCAGCGUUCCAAGCCUGGGUCUGGAGUCAAAGCCUCUCGGAAUCUGAGCCAGCUGGUUUUAACCUUCGCGAAUUGCAAUCCCAUCUCCCCAACGACAGUCCUCCCAGAGCGAGCAGCAGGAUGUUUGCAGUGUCGCGCCCAGGGCUCUGAGACUGAGCCUUCUGAUAGAUUUGCAUGUCUUUCUUUUAGGACUUUUUGGCUGCUAGCUACACUGAUGUGACCCCCUCCCUUUGGAAUGAUGGGGAUCUUUUUGGCAUAUGUUGGAUUUGUUUUCUUUUCUGUUUUAUAUGUACAACAAGGGCUUUCUUCCCAAGCAAAAUUCACUGAGUUUCCACGGAACGUGACUGCGAUAGAGGGGCAGAAUGUGGAGAUGUCCUGUGCUUUCCAGAGCGGCUCGGCCUCAGUGUACCUUGAGAUCCAGUGGUGGUUCCUGCGAGGACCUGAGGACCUGGAGCCUGUGGCCGAGGUGGCUGGUGCACAGGUGGAGCUCUUACCUGAGAGAGACCCGGACAACGACGGGACCAAAAUUAGCACAGUGAAAGUCCAAGGCAAUGACAUCUCCCACAAGCUUCAGAUAUCCAAAGUGAGGAAAAAGGAUGAAGGCUUAUAUGAGUGCAGGGUGACCGAUGCCAAUUAUGGAGAGCUUCAAGAACACAAGGCCCAGGCCUACUUGAAAGUCAACACCAACAGCCAUGCACGGAGGAUGCAGGCCUUUGAAGCCUCUCCCAUGUGGCUGCAAGACAUGAAACCUCGCAAAAACGUCUCUUCAGCUGUUCCCAGCAGCAUCCACAGCUCUGCCAAUCAGCAGCGUGCGCACUCGACCUCCAGCCCUCAAGCGGUAGCCAAAAUCCCCAAACAAAGUCCACAAUCAGGUGCGAGGAUAGCUACAAGCCAUGGACUUUCUGUCCUGCUUCUUGUUUGUGGCUUUGUGAAGGGUGCUUUGCUUUAAUCUAAAGUGCUGACUUUUUUCCAAUAUCACUUUCUCUUCUUAAAGCAAAGAGCAAAUCGCCUGUAAAAUCUACGGAGCGGACAGCAAAGUUGACCCUAAACUCCAAGCACCAUUCUGCACCCACUGUACUCUAAUUACCUACACAAGGAGCACCUGCUUCCGGAAGCAUA